This is a messenger RNA of Patiria miniata (bat star), 1138 nucleotides long. RefSeq names its product tyrosine-protein kinase receptor Tie-1-like. Gene Ontology annotation, cellular component: signaling receptor complex. The record is from RefSeq and is a predicted model, not a curated record. Lineage: Eukaryota; Metazoa; Echinodermata; Asteroidea; Valvatida; Asterinidae. The transcript is spliced from 7 exons. Gene Ontology annotation, biological process: protein phosphorylation; multicellular organism development; cell surface receptor protein tyrosine kinase signaling pathway. Gene Ontology annotation, molecular function: ATP binding; transmembrane receptor protein tyrosine kinase activity. The coding region runs from base 69 to 854 and encodes 261 amino acids.
GAAUACUGCAGUGUAUUGCAUAGUGAUCUCUGUACCCAAAGUGAUCAUUUGUGACCAUAACUAUCAAAAUGUGGACAAUUGAGGGGGCUAUAUACAACUCAUCAAAAUGGCAGCCUCCACUAGUACAGCUUCGCGAGCCUUAUUACAUCAUCAUGGAGUACAUCCGGAAUGGAACACUGCAAGACUACAUCACGCAGAAACGUCUAGCUUGGGGCAAGGCGAAGACGAGCGGCACUGAGAGUGCAUCCAAGGAAGCGCUCAGUGCAGUGCAUAUACUCAUGUUCGCUUUUGAGGUCGCUAAUGGCAUGGAGUAUCUGUCCUCUGUGCAUUUGAUUCAUCGUGACCUGGCAACACGGAACGUUCUAUUGGGGGAGGGGUUGGUAUGCAAAUUGUGUGACUUCGGACUGGCUCGUGACGUCACAGGAAGCGAGCAGUACGAAAUGUUGUCAGGGAGUGCUGUACCCGUUCGUUGGUUGGCCGUGGAAUGUCUCCUGUCAAACACGUAUACAAACAAGAGCGACGUGUGGUCGUUUGGGAUACUUCUCUGGGAGCUUGUCACGCUCGGUGCUCUUCCCUACCCUGAUAUGUCUCCGGAUGCCAUUGUUGAUUCUGUAAGACAGGGGUUCCGACUUCCAAGACCUGCGCACUGUGGACUGGCUCUGUACAAUUUGAUGGCUUCUUGCUGGAAGGCUUCGCCCAAAGCGAGACCGAGCUUCACAGAACUCCAAACCAAACUGGACCACUUCCUGAAAUUUGAUUCGGAAGCACUGGACAUGCCGAACUUCGUGGCUAAUUAUUACGCCUACCCUGAAGCAUCUAAGAAGGGUUACACGCAGGUGGCGGAGUCUCAGUGAGGGAAGAACGACCGCUAUGGGAAAAUGUUUGAGUUUGAGGAGAAAAUGACGAAUUUUGUAUAUUGCACCUAAGUCUUUGUUGUAAGACAUGUGUUUCUUGUUGGUCACCUUUAGUAAAUGACACCUUUAGUAAAAUAUGUAAGCUAUUGGACACAAUAAUGUAGUUCACUUUACUUUUGUAUAUAGGCCUGUAUGUAUGCAAUGUCGGAAUAUAGUUACAAUCCCGACUAUUUUGGAGUUUUAAGAUCAUGGUAAAACGUUCACAUGUAAUAUAACAACCACAA